Molecule: messenger RNA, 1982 nt
Organism: Physcomitrium patens
Lineage: Eukaryota; Viridiplantae; Streptophyta; Bryopsida; Funariales; Funariaceae
Biological process (GO): glucosylceramide biosynthetic process
Cellular component (GO): membrane
Molecular function (GO): ceramide glucosyltransferase activity
Source: RefSeq, a predicted model, not a curated record
UAAAAUUAAAACUGCUCAUCAAAGUGUGCCGCGAACAAUGGAUGAUGAUGAGACGGGUCCGUUUCAGUGCGUGUGGAGCGAAUCGGACGGGUUUCAUACCGCCACCCAACCACUCCUGCAGCAACAAUGUGCCCGAGCAGAUCACGGAGGAGAUGCGGUGAGAAGAAACCCUAAACCCCUCAGAGAGACACAUAUUGAUUGAUUGACUGACGCACUGGAGAGAGAUGGCGUUUGUGGAGGCCAUGGAUGCAUGGCUUGCAUGGGCCAGCUUAGUGUUCUGCCAUCCCGUCUCCAUUUUCCUCCAGCUUAAGGGAUGUUUGGUCUAUUUGGUGCUCGCCGCUGGUUGGGCUUAUAAUUCAGUAGUAAGGGCUCGGGAGCUGCAUCGGAUACGCGCGGCCGAAGCAGCGGGGAACGCCCUGGCAUUCCUGUACCCCAAUGUGGACGACUUGGAGCACUCAGCUCAAGCGAAGCUCCUGCGGGUGUCGGUGGUGAUGCCUUUGAAAGGAUUCGGGGAACAUAAUCUCAGCAAUUGGCGUAGUCAGGUAUUGUCCAUGUAUGGAGGACCUUUAGAAUUCCUCUUCGUGGUGGAGAGCAAGGAGGACCCAGCAUGUGAGGUGAUCUUGCAGCUGAUGCGUGAUCUGAAGGGUGAAGUGGAUGCAAAAUUACUAGUUGCUGGUUACUCUACAACGUGCAGCCAAAAAAUACAUAACCAGCUGGCAGGCGUGGAUGCCAUGCACAAGGACAGCAAGUAUGUACUCUUUCUGGACGAUGAUGUGCAACUCUGUCCGGGGAGCAUCGGUGCCCUUGUAGCUCACAUGAUCGAGCACCCUGAGAUUUUUGUGUUGACAGGAUAUCCUUUCGACUUGCCUUCGGGUAGUAUUAGCAGCUACUGCAUUUAUGAGUACCACCUGCCCUGUUCUAUAGGAUUUGGUUUUGGUCGGACUUUCUUCCUCUGGGGUGGCUGCAUGAUGAUGCAUGCAGAAGACUUCAGGACCGACCGAUAUGGUAUGGUCACAGGCCUACGGGAAGGUGGAUAUUCAGAUGAUAUGACCCUAGCUGCAGUUGCUGGAGCAAAUCAGCGCGUUAUCAGCUCACCAGAAAGAGCUAUUUUUUUCCAUCCUCUUGCUAAGGAUUUGAGUUUUUCCAGGUACUGGAAUUAUUUGCAGAAACAAACAAUUGUACUGGAAACGUACAAUACAACGUAUAAUUACUGGAUGAACCGCGGAUUGUUCUUUUUGCAUUGUUGGGCUUCUUGGAGCUUUGUAUUUCCAUAUCUCACCUCGUGUGUUCAUCUUCUGGUGGCGAUGCGGAUGUUGAUGGGAGCUUCCGCAGAACUUUACUCUUCGUGGACUACGGGUCUGUGGUUGACAGGGUGUAUAGCAACAGCGACCUUGAUUGAAUUGUCGUCUAUGCGUCACUUGUCAACAGUGGUGAUCGAUUUAAUCAAUGCAUUGUCACCUGGGAAGGAUCCAGUCUCGAUCAGUUCUUACAAUUAUGUCAAGGUCUUUGUAGCUGGAAUAGUGGGCAACUUCUUGUACCCAGUGUCAGCUGUUUACUCCCACGUGUUUCAGCACAUCGACUGGGCGGGGGUGCAGUAUUGGUUGGGCAAUGGAAACAUUUGUCAGAUUCAACGUGGAAGCAGAAGAUGGAGGGUCGUUGAAUCUUCGAAAUCUGGCUGGAGCACGGAGGAAAUACAUGGGCAGUUUCCAAACAAGUCUACAGUUUGGACGUUGCUUUCGGACUUACUUAUGAACCAAAGUUGUAAGUUGAAGAAUAGCUAAGUAGGGUCUUAUAUUAUUAAUUCAUUAAAAGAUUGGGUUGUUGUUAGAGCUGUAGGCAAGUUAGCUGCUGCAAACAUGGUGUUGUUUUGUUUCAGUUUAUUUUAUUUUUUGUCAUGAAAGCAUGACUUCCUGUAACAAAAUAUGACGAUAAUUCUCUCCCCUUCUAAGAAACUGGCGAUUGAUUGAGAAUUUACCUUACAA